Molecule: messenger RNA, 1978 nt
Organism: Tympanuchus pallidicinctus (lesser prairie-chicken)
Lineage: Eukaryota; Metazoa; Chordata; Aves; Galliformes; Phasianidae
Gene: CRABP1
Product: cellular retinoic acid binding protein 1
Exons: 5
Coding region: 1054-1716 (220 amino acids)
Biological process (GO): fatty acid transport
Cellular component (GO): nucleus; cytosol
Molecular function (GO): fatty acid binding
Source: RefSeq, a predicted model, not a curated record
ACAGAUAUUUCCCAUCAGAAUUUUCAUUUCUUGGAAUAAAAUACAUUUUCCGUCAGAAUAUGUCAGAUACAGAGCUGUGCCAGGUCUCCAGGGUGUCCUAAAAAGACAGAGGAAAAAAUUCAGUAGAAAAAGAGUAACUGCCAACAGAGAAAUAUUUGGUUCUGCCCUACAGUUCCGCCGUACUGGAGAAAAGCUUUUCCUGGGGUGGAAAAUGAGAGCAAAUUUCACUCUAUAGAAACUGCAGAACUCUUCCUGCCAGAUGGCUGCAGUAAGUCCCGGAUCUGCACAUUUUCCAGGGGUGAACACGUUUCAGACAUACCUCAAGGAACCAGCUUGUUGUUUCAUAGAGCGAGUGAAACAAGUGACGAAUGGCUGCGCAUGUAGCAUGGAGCCAGCUCAGCAAAGGGCUUCCUAUCAUUAAAAUACAUCUGCCUCUGUUCUGAGCGGGACAUCACCGCCCUCCAAAUCUUGGAGUAUUUCCUUAUGCACAAUAGCAGCAGAACUAGUCCAUGUGUCUCAACCCAUCAAAUCCUGUUCCUCUUGAUCAUAUGGAUUAAAUCAGCUACAGUGAGGAACAUCAGUCCAGCACCUCUGGCCUGAAACUGGGGGGUUCCAAGCAGUGGAACCGAUCGUGAAAAUGCAGCGAGGUGCAGAUGGGUGCUCACAGCUGCACAUGCUGAUGUUUAUUUACAUCAGCGAGACGAGGCUUGGUGUGCUUCUCCAUGAACCGCUAUGACCAGGACGGGCCCUGCUCCUCGGGAUGCAGGUGGAACGCCUGGCAGCCCCUCGGCUCUAUCCUCUACCUGCAGCCGAGCGAUGCAGGAGCGUGGCUGUGACUACAGAAGCGUACGGGCUUUGCACGUGCCGCUGUCCUUCGCCCUACUCCGGCUCGGAUCGGUGCGGGCACGGCUCCAGCCGCCUGCCCCGCGUAAGGCCGUGCCCCCGCCCGCACCUCUUUGGUGGAGCCGUCCGCGUUAGUGGUGCUGGGGUCGCGCUCGCCCCGGGUUCCAGAGGUGACACAGGUGUGCCCGGACAGCUCGGGCACAGGGUGUGAUGGCGUGCUUCCGCGCCUCGGCCCAGCGAGGCUGUGAGCGAUGCACCCUGAGCCCCCAGACUCCUCUUCCAUUUGCGUCGCUCUCCGUUUUCCCCCGGCUGCCUCUGUGCUCUGUCAUCGAGUCCUUGGCGCCCAGCGGCUGGUCGAGUGGCAAUUGGGCGGCCCCAGGAGCCGCGGUCCGCCCCGCUCACACGGUGCCCGAGCCGCAGAGCGAGCAGCAGCGCCGCGUCCUCGCCGCCCACCCCGCCAUGCCCAACUUCGCCGGCACCUGGAAGAUGAGGAGCAGCGAGAAUUUCGACGAGCUCCUUAAAGCGCUGGGUGUCAACGCCAUGCUCAGGAAGGUGGCGGUGGCGGCCGCCUCCAAACCCCACGUGGAGAUCCGCCAGGACGGGGACCAGUUCUACAUCAAAACUUCCACCACUGUCCGCACCACGGAGAUCAACUUCAAAAUCGGGGAGAGCUUCGAGGAGGAGACGGUGGAUGGCCGAAAAUGCAGGAGUUUGGCCACUUGGGAGAAUGAAAACAAGAUCUAUUGCAAACAAACUCUUAUUGAGGGAGAUGGUCCUAAAACAUACUGGACUCGAGAAUUAGCUAAUGAUGAGCUGAUUUUGACCUUUGGUGCUGAUGAUGUUGUGUGCACAAGAAUUUAUGUAAGAGAGUAAAAACAUCCAUUUACUUGUCACCUGGGAUGAAGUGGAGAGCUGGAAAGCCCCAGUAGAAUGAGUAUUUGUGUGUGCUGUUACUGAUGCGGUGUUGUAUGUGACCGUGUGUGUUAUAUCUGAAUCUGUAUCCUGUUAAGUGUAUUUUACUUUAUUUUUCAUCACAGAUGUUACUCCUUUCUCACUUUUAUGCGGUCAUUUUUUUGCGUCUGCUUUGUAUUCUGUAGUUGUCAUUUGCAAUGGUUUUACCAAUUAUUAAACUUAU